Cynocephalus volans (Philippine flying lemur) is the source of this 1907-nucleotide messenger RNA. RefSeq names its product ring finger protein 207 (gene RNF207). The transcript is spliced from 16 exons. Gene Ontology annotation, cellular component: perinuclear region of cytoplasm. NCBI's taxonomy places the organism in Eukaryota, Metazoa, Chordata, Mammalia, Dermoptera, Cynocephalidae. Gene Ontology annotation, molecular function: Hsp70 protein binding; zinc ion binding; transmembrane transporter binding. The coding region runs from base 1 to 1737 and encodes 578 amino acids. Gene Ontology annotation, biological process: regulation of heart looping; regulation of cardiac muscle contraction. The record is from RefSeq and is a predicted model, not a curated record.
AUGUCGGGAGCUAUCUUCGCGCCCCUAGAGGGCCCGGGCACCCCGGAUGCCGCGAGCGGCCACCCGCUCGUGUGCCCGCUGUGCCACGCGCAGUACGAGCGCCCGUGCCUGCUGGACUGCUUCCACGACUUCUGUGCCGGCUGCCUGCGCGGCCGGGCCACCGACGGCCGCCUCGCCUGCCCGCUGUGCCAACACCAGACUGUGGUGAUGGGUCCCAGCGGGCUCCCGCCGGUGGACAGGCUGCUGCAGUUCCUGGUGGACAGCUCCGGGGAAGGCAUGGAAGUUGUGCGCUGUGCCAACUGCGACCUGGAGUGCAGCAAACAGGACGCGGAGACCACGUACUUCUGCAACACGUGCGGCCAGCCCCUGUGCGCGCGCUGCCGCGACGAGACGCACCGGGCACGCAUGUUCGCGCGCCACGACAUCGUGGCCCUGGGCCAGCGGAGCCGCGACGUGCUGCAGAAGUGCCCGCUGCACGCCGAGCCCUACAUCAUGUUCUCCACCGACAAGAAGUCGCUGCUGUGCAUCCGCUGCUUCCGGGACAUGCAGGGGGAGGGCCGGGCGCGCUGCGUGGACCUGGAGUCGGCCUACGUGCAGGGCUGCGAGCGGCUGGAGCAGGCGGUGCAGGCCGUGAAGGCCCUGCAGACGGCCACGCGGGAGGCCAUCGCGCUGCUGCAGGCCAUGGUGGAGGAGGUGCGGCGCAGCGCCGACGAGGAGGAGGCCGCCAUCCACGCCCUGUUCGGCAGCAUGCAGGACAAACUGGCAGAGAGGAAAGCACUGCUGCUGCAGACUGUGCAGAGCCAAUACGAAGAGAAAGACAAGGCCUUCAAGGAGCAGCUCUCCCACCUGGCUGCCUUGCUGCCCACCCUGCAGGUCCACCUGGUCAUCUGCUCUUCCUUCCUCAGCUUGGCCAACAAGGCUGAGUUCCUGGACCUGGGCUACGAACUGCUGGAGAGGCUGCAGGGCAUCGUCACGCGGCCUCACCGCCUAAGGCCAGCACAGAGCAGCAAGGUUGCCAGUGACCACCGCACAGAGUUUGCACGCUGCCUGGAACCCCUGCUGCUGUGGGGGCCAUGCAGGGCGGCUGCUGCCACAGGUGGCUCCAACACGCUGGCAGGGGGCUCAGGCCCCAAGGUGCUGAUGGGGCCCAGCUGCUCCUCCCCAGAGGGAAAGAUGUCAGGGUCACCAGUCCAAAAGCCCACACUGCACCGGUCCAUCAGCACCAAGGUGCUGCUGGCCGAGGGUGAGGACACACCCUUCACGGAGCACUGCCGCCGCUAUGAAGACUCCUACCAGGGCCUACAGGUGGAGAUGCAGAACCUGAAGGACCAAGUACAGGAUUUGCACCGGGACCUCACCAAGCACCACUCACUCAUCAAGGCUGAGAUCAUGGGAGACAUCCUGCACAAGUCCCUGCAGCUGGACACACAGAUCGCCACGGAGUAUGCCUCCUUGGAGGGCCUGAGAGCGGUCUUCCAGGAGAUUUGGGAGGAAUCCUAUCAGCGAGUGGCUAACGAGCAGGAGAUUUAUGAAGCUCAGCUCCAUGACCUUCUCCAGCUGAAGCAGGAGAAUGCCUACCUGACCACCAUUACCAGGCAGAUCAUGCCCUACGUCCGCUCCAUUGCCAAGGUGAAGGAGAGGCUGGAGCCCAGGUUCCAGGCACCCGUGGAUGAUCAGCCGGAGAAUCCACAGCACACGUAUGACGACAGCAGCAAUGGUGAGACCCCGGCCAGGUAGAGCAAGACUUCCCAGCCUGAGGGGGCACGUGAUCUGAUGUCUGGGACAGAUACAAGGACAAAGAACAUCACGGGCUUCUUUUCCCAUUGGUCCCAGCUCGCCGCUGACCAGCUCUGUGGCCUCUGCCAGGCCUCCCUUUGUAAAGUGAGAGGGCAGAAAGCCUCUUAACC